AGCUGGUGAUGCUGGAACAAACAUGGCCGCCCCGGUUCCCUUCGGCUGCUCGGGCUCCUGCUGUCUGCGGCUGCUACCACUCCUGGCGCUGCUGGAGUUGCUGGUCGACCCCGGCCUGGGUCGCGUCCACCACCUGGCGCUCAAAGAUGAUGUGAGGCGUAAAGUCCAUCUGAACACCUUUGGCUUCUUCAAGGAUGGCUACAUGCUGGUCAAUGUCAGCAGCCUCUCUGUGAAGGAGCCCAAGGGAGCCGUGGACCCGAGUGCUGAGAUCGGCUUCAGUCUAGACCGGACCAAGAACGAUGGCUUUUCUUCUUACCUGGAUGAAGAUGUGAAUUACUGUAUUUUAAGAAAACAGUCUAUGUCUUCUGUCACCCUUCUCAUCUUAGACUUCUCCGGAAGUGCGGUCAAGGUCAGAUCUCCACCAGAAGCUGGCACCCAGUUACCAAAGAUUGUCUUCGGCAAGGAUGAGAAAGUCCUGGGUCAGAGCCAGGAGCCUGCUGUCAGCUCCACACCUGAAGUCAGCAAGGUGCAGAGAGCCCAAGAUGGUUCGAAGACUAGAAGAAGUGCAGUGGACUCCAAGGCAACAGCAGAGAAAUCCUUCUCAAUUCAUAAGAACGAUGGGGCAGUUUCAUUUCAGUUCUUCUUUAACAUCAGCACUCAUGACCAGGAAGGCCUGUACAGCCUUUACUUCCACAAGUGCCCAAGCAGCAAGUCGAGGACUAGUGAGCAGGUCUCAUUCAGCCUGAAUAUUGACAUCACCGAGAAGAACCCUGACAGCUACCUCUCUGCUGGGGAGAUCCCUCUCCCCAGGUUAUACAUUUCCAUGGCCUUGUUCUUCUUCCUUUCUGGGACCAUCUGGGUUCAUAUCCUUCGUAAGCGAAGGAAUGAUGUGUUUAAAAUUCACUGGUUGAUGGCGGCCCUUCCUUUCACCAAGUCUCUUUCUUUGGUGUUCCAUGCAAUCGACUACCACUACAUCUCCUCGCAGGGCUUCCCAAUUGAAGGCUGGGCUGUUGUGUACUACAUAACUCACCUUCUAAAGGGGGCGCUGCUAUUCAUCACCAUCGCGCUCAUCGGCACUGGCUGGGCCUUCAUCAAGCACAUCUUGUCUGAUAAAGACAAGAAGAUCUUCAUGAUUGUCAUCCCGCUCCAGGUGCUGGCAAAUGUGGCCUACAUCAUCAUAGAAUCUACCGAGGAGGGCACGACAGAGUACGGUUUGUGGAAGGACUCUCUGUUCCUGGUCGACCUGCUGUGCUGCGGCGCCAUUCUCUUCCCAGUGGUGUGGUCAAUCAGACAUUUACAAGAAGCCUCAGCCACAGAUGGAAAAGCUGCCAUUAACUUAGCAAAGCUGAAGCUUUUCAGACACUACUACGUCUUGAUCGUGUGCUACAUCUACUUCACCAGGAUCAUCGCCUUUCUUCUCAAGUUCGCCGUCCCAUUCCAGUGGAAGUGGCUCUACCAGCUGCUGGAUGAAACAGCCACGCUGGUGUUCUUUGUCCUGACGGGGUAUAAAUUCCGUCCGGCUUCUGAUAACCCCUACCUGCAGCUCUCUCAGGAGGAAGACGACCUGGAGAUGGAAUCUGUAGUGACUACAACAGGAGUGACGGAGACCAUGAAGAAAGUCAGGAAAGUGACCAAUGGCGCUGUGGAGCCCCAGGGGGACUGGGAAGGCACGGCAUGAUGGGACCCAGUCUGAGGCUCCGCUGUCAGUGAAAACUAACUUAUUCCUAGCCCCAUCCAUGAACCAGCGUGUUCCUGACAGGACUGUGCCAUCUCCCAACAGUGACUCUCCAGCGCUCAUGGCACAGCUGAGUGCCAUGGACACCUCCUUUUGUACUCUUAGAGAAUCUGGAUUGCAGUGGGCUACGGGCAGCUAGCUAGGACUGUCCCUCAGGGAGGGUAGGAGGCAUAGAGGAGGAGUAAAGGAGGCCCGGCUGCUUUACCUUGCUGACUGGGAGUCUGGGCUCUCUGCAGGGGAACCCCAGCAGCUGCCACUCAGAAAGGCUGUGGUGGUGGGAAGGGAAGGUGUGCCACUGCUCACAGAGCUUUGGAGGCUGAGGGUGCGGCUCACUGCUUGGCCAAGCAUUCAUGAGACUCUGGGUUCGAUUCCUAGUGCCAGGGGUAAGGGGAAGAAGCUACUUUGGGGUGUGUUCCGGUGUCUACCAAGGACACAAAGGAGAGAAAGAGAGAUUGCCCGCCUUUGGGGAACAAAAGCAACAGAAAUGAAUGGAAUUGUUUAGAAAGCCAAAUAGUCACCCUAGGUGGUCUGAAGCACCUGCCCAGGGCCACUGGCCCCAUGCACCACUCUAAGUGUUGUCCUGUCUUCUAAUGGUGACCCAGAACAGUAGCACUGGAGGCCAGCUGAGAGGGCCCAUCACAUUGCUGUCCAGGCCGCUGCCAGCACCACAGCCCUGCUGGUGAGAAUCGCUGUCUCCAGGCAUGUGUGAAGGGAGAGGAGCCUUGGAGCUCCAGAAGUGGUCUCCAGCUGGCUCUCCAGACUCCAUCCCCCUGCCUGUCCAGAGCAGCCCUGCCCUCCUCCCCUUCCACCUGUGUCUUCUGAUGAGAAUCAAAGAGGGGAACGUUCCCCAAGGAGCCGCUGGGGGCAGGAAGGGUGCAUCUAAGCAAAAACUGAGGAAAAGCUUGUUCCACCUCUUGCACAGCCAGGCAGGACUUCUGAGCCUCAACUACAUAGUCCAAGCAUGCUUGAAGGAAGUGAGCACAGGUGAGCUGCUGGGGCAGGAGAGAGCCAGGUCUGCUCAGAGCUUGGGCAGGAACACCAGCGACUGCCUGCAUGGGACAGUGCUGCAGCAGAGGCGAGCUUAGAAGGCGUGUGGCCAAGGGCACAGGUGACCAGCUUAGCACCCCAGAGCUGCUUAGCGCCAGGACUUGUAGGUGAGUUACAGCUUCACGGAACAGGGGCUCCCUGGGGUGCUUGUUACUACCUCCCAGUGCAGAAGACUCCGAUCUCUGUCCUGAAAAUGGUUGUGUCUGUCUCCGGCACCCCCACCCAGCUUCCACAUCACUGCCUCCGGUGGGAAGCUGCUUCCUCUGCGGUCCAGUCUGAGCAGGUUCCUCUCCACCACAGGUGUAUCCAGAGGAAGGUAAACAGACCUGAAGGACUCAUUGAAGAGAGCCUUUCUCCUCAUGUUUUGUUCUGGUUUAUUGCUUUAGAUAUGUGACGGGAAGGGGGUUGGAGAGGAGAGGGUACUUUUUAAUGCAGAAGUGUGUUCCUAUGGUGACAUCGAGCCUGCCCCUCAGAGGGGGAGUGCUGCUGCCUCCCUGCUGGCAGACACUCAUGGAAGGUGUGAGGCUGCCUCCCCUAAAUAAGGCUACUCUGGUGGAGAGCCUGGUCCACGGGCCUCUCUGAGUGGCUAGAGGGGGACAGCCUGGUCCUUCCAGAGCAUGGGUGCACAGGCAGGAAGGUGGGCUGGAGCAGUGUCUUUCCCAAGACCUGCCCUAUAACUGCUGUAGGUGGGAAGUCAGGAAUGAUGGGAUCAGAAGCCUCACAGAGCUGGGAGGACUGGCCUGGUGUGCCUGGGCUGUGAGAAGGAAAACUGGACAGCUCUUUGUCCUACAUUGUCAGUGUAUCUCAUCUCCAUCAUCUGAGAGCUGUGAGCCAGCAUUCAGCGGUGUCCUUGGGUAGAGGAGUCUGAUUGGAGCCCAGUGCUGCCCGCUUGCCCCAGCUCACCAGCUGCCCGCUGCAGCCUGAGUCUCGGCCCACCUGGCUCCGCAUCCUGGGGUUUGAACGGUGAAGCCCUUGUGUGGGAGGGGCUGAGCAAAACUAGGGCACACAUGGCAGUGCCCUGUGGUAUUUAUAGUCUGCUUUGUGCCCCCUCUGCCUCUGCCUGUGUGGGGUAUCCAUGCUUCCUUUGAGAGUUCUGUGCACUGGAAGCUGCAGGCUGUGACAUUUAAUAAAGUGUGGAUUUUGCUAGAAAAUUAUUUCUUGGACAUCAGGAACAACUGUUAAGCUCUGAGUCUUGGUUCUUAACAGUGUUGAGGACUCAGUCAGCCUUCUACAUUUGAUAGCAGAGUAUCAUCUAAUGUUUAAUCUGACUGGGGUUCAUUCUCUCCGGUGAACAGCUCACUCCAGGGUCACAGAUCCUGCCUCACACCAGGCCUGUGUCUGUUCAGUUUUCCUUCAGAAACCACUUGGAAUAAAUACCUAAAUGUCCCCACUCCCCAACCUCCGCCUGCUCUGCUAGCCAGGGCCAUACAGCUCCUGAGGUGCUUGUGGGAUUUCUGCUGCUCUUGGCCCCCAGUCUUCCUCUCCCUCCUCUUCUCUCCCCUCCUCCUCCUUUCCCUUUACCCCCUCCCCACCCCCUCACCCCGCUUUCCCGUUGACUCCCUUAGCCCUUCCUGGCACACUGGCUGCAGCCUGGUGCACUGCAGCAUUGUCUGCCAGCAGCGGGGUGCAGGAUGUAUUUUCCUAACCAGGGAGUGCACACUAUGCAAAUGAACCCUGGAUGGCUGCUUUGUACCACACGGUGGUCUCCCCACACCUCAAUGCCUGUCUGACUCUUGGAGUGGAGUCUAAAGCCAUCUUUGCCGAAGGGGAAGCGCAUCAAAGAUUCCUGUGUUCAUUUUCAGUGGCCUCUGGCCACCUCCCACGUCCCAAAGUGUGUUCCUCGAGGAAGCAUUAGUCUGAUGAGGUUGCUGGCCCAGCUCCACAUACCCAGGAGGACAGCCGAGCAUUUCAACCUCCCUCUGCCAAGCUGCUGAUCCUCACAGGAAGAUCCUAGCCCCUGCCCCCAGCCCUGCUCCCAUACUCCACCGCCUGCCUCAGCUUGUGCUGGCUCUGGGCUGCCCCAGCCUGCUCGAUGCUGCCGCCUUGCCUCUCUGGAGUUCGGUGAGGGCUUUAUUUGUAUCUCUUGGCUAUCAAGUAUUCAUUUAGAACCGGCUGGUGUGCUCAAAGGUCUGCCCCUUACUCCAGCUUUCCCAAAGCUUCCCUGGCAAGUCUGUCAAAUGCAGUCAUAGGAGUCUCGCUCAUAGCUGUGCCACCCAGAAUGUGAUCACAGAUCAUAUAGGCCAAGGGGUCUCCCAGUUCCUCCGGGGCCUCUUCUGCCCUGCAUAGGUGUGUCUAUUUCAUGCUUAAAAAGCAUCAUACAUUUAGGUGGCCCUCUGCCUGGGCAGGGGACCACCUCCCUGCUUCCCAGCACAAUAAAGAGACUGAACUGAGCGACCAGACAAGCUUGGGAGCAGACAUGAUCAUGGUAUGUUGGGACCUGGUAUGAUUCUGAGGACAAGAAGAUUGCAGACAGGCCACCAAGUUCCUGAUGUGUCCAGAAAGAGCAAAGUGAGACAGAUUCACUCCCAAGACAGGAUGGAGUUGAGGCUGUGCUGUGGAUGGGGAGCUGGAAGGUCAGCCUUAGCAUCCAAGCACCAUCUCCCGGGAUCUGCAGAGAGCUGGAGGAAACCCUGUCCACACAUGGGAACUUUCCAAUCCCUAGGCAGCGAUGACCCAAAUGUUUGUCAAACUGAAUAACCCAGAGGUUUCACCUGCAGGAGGUCUUAUGGGCCUGUGUGCCCUACUCAGGUUGGGGUGCAGGGGCUAGGGGCCACUUAGUGAUUUUUAGCAUUAACCAUUGAAUAUUUACAAGCAUGGUGUGUGGAUGUGUUCAGGAUUGGUGGGCUGGCCACUGUAUAGAGGCAUUUUACUGCAAAGCAAACGUCCAAUAAAGAUUCCAUGCUGGGAA
Molecule: messenger RNA, 5690 nt
Organism: Onychomys torridus (southern grasshopper mouse)
Lineage: Eukaryota; Metazoa; Chordata; Mammalia; Rodentia; Cricetidae
Gene: Gpr107
Product: G protein-coupled receptor 107
Exons: 18
Coding region: 23-1678 (551 amino acids)
Biological process (GO): clathrin-dependent endocytosis
Cellular component (GO): clathrin-coated vesicle; membrane; Golgi apparatus
Molecular function (GO): clathrin heavy chain binding
Source: RefSeq, a predicted model, not a curated record